Babjeviella inositovora NRRL Y-12698 is the source of this 883-nucleotide messenger RNA. RefSeq lists its product as uncharacterized. The record is from RefSeq and is a predicted model, not a curated record. Gene Ontology annotation, molecular function: NADH dehydrogenase activity. NCBI's taxonomy places the organism in Eukaryota, Fungi, Ascomycota, Pichiomycetes, Serinales. The transcript has a single exon. The coding region runs from base 52 to 696 and encodes 214 amino acids.
AGACAGUCCGUUACGAGAACCUUUGGUUCUGCGUUGGCCAAGCGCUCCCACAUGAUCUCCGUCCACCGUGAAACCGAGCAGGACAACAGAAACACCCCCUUCGAGUUCUCCAAGCAGAACCUCGUCAGAGCCGAGGAGAUUAUUGCCAAAUACCCACCACAAUACAAGAAGGGUGCCUGUAUGCCUUUGUUAGACUUGGGCCAGCGCCAGUUGGGGUUCACCUCCAUUUCCGUCAUGAACUACGUUGCCAAGAUGUUGGACAUGCCGCCAAUGAGAGUCUAUGAGGUUGCCACCUUCUACACCAUGUACAACAGAAAGCCAAUGGGUAAGUACAACAUCCAGGUCUGUACCACCACUCCGUGCCAGUUGUGCAACUCUGACAGCAUCAUGGAGGCCAUCCAGUCUCACUUGAAGAUCAAGCCGGGCCAGACCACCCCUAACAAGUUGUUCACCUUACACGAAGUUGAAUGCUUGGGUGCUUGUGUUAAUGCGCCAAUGAUCGCCAUCAACGAUGACUUCUACGAGGACUUGACUGCCGCCAAGACCGUUGAGAUCUUGAAGAGCUUCGAGGCCGGCAAGCCAUUGCCAUACGGUCCAGUCAGCGGGCGCAAGGACUGUGAGCCAUUUUCCGGACCAAAAGUUUUGUUGAGCAAAGAGCCAAAUGACAUCAGGAGUUUGACCAGAGCUGAUUUGUAAACGACCCAAAACGGCGCCGCGCUGGGUCCCGUUUCUACCACACACCAGGACCGGGAACCGCAUGGGCCCAGACCCUGGAUGCCACUAUUUAUUCAUCCAUCAUGUGCAUUAUUUAAUCGUGGGGAAGCAUCCUCCACUAUAUAGUUCUUUUCUACCCUUUUUGUUUCUAAUGAAAGCUGUCUUCUGU